AUGGCGACUCAAGAGCCCAGCGCAAACAGCGAGCAGAGUGCUGAAUACAAGGCUUUGUGGGCAAACAAAUACCGCGGGGCAACGGUAGAGGACCUCGACCCACCACCUGCCCUCUCUGUCAAGCCCACUGAUCCCAUCUCCUGGGCGCUCAUGAGCGGUCUUGAACGCGACUACACGCAUCUAACUGUCAUUUCCCAAGAGAACCGCGCACUCCUUGGCUACAUCAGCAUCCCCCGCCUACAGGAGCUGCUCAAGGAGCGCAAAGUGAAAGAGGACGACCCGGUCGAGGCGGCGAUGCACAAGUUCCAGCGACGUGGAAGACGGUACAAGGUCAUUGACAUGGAGACGCCGCUCGAGGAGCUAGAAGAAUUCUUCAAGGGUGGAGUGGAUGGGAGUGGGAAGCAGGAAUUUGCUGUUGUCACGGAUGCGAGCCGCAAAUUUGUGCUGGGUGUCGCAACGACAAGCGACUUGGACAAGUUUAUCAAGACGAGGGCGUAA
Ascochyta rabiei is the source of this 498-nucleotide messenger RNA. RefSeq lists its product as uncharacterized. The transcript is spliced from 2 exons. The record is from RefSeq and is a predicted model, not a curated record. NCBI's taxonomy places the organism in Eukaryota, Fungi, Ascomycota, Dothideomycetes, Pleosporales, Didymellaceae. Bases 1 to 498 code for a protein of 165 amino acids.